AUGACAUUCGCAACUCGUGAAUUCAAGAGGGCCGCGCGAAUCAUCCUCAUCGGCGCCCCCGGCGUGGGCAAGGGUACCCAGACAGAACGGCUACUCGCCAAAUUCCCGCAGUUGGCCUCGAUCAGUUCCGGGGACCUCUUGCGAGAAAAUGUUCGAAAUAAGACGCCUUUGGGAGUCAAAGCCGAAGCGACCAUGCAGUCGGGGAAUCUCGUCCCCGACUCCCUGAUACUAGACCUCAUAUCUGCCGAAUUUCGAUCCAAGGGCUGGCUCUCCACCGCGCCAACCCCGACGAUAUCCCCCGCGGCUUCAUUCAUUCUGGACGGCUUUCCUCGCACCGCUACCCAAGCCUCCACAUUGGAUUCCCUCGUCCCCGUGAACUUUGUCGUCCAUCUUGUCACGCCGCCGUCUGUUAUUCUCUCCCGGAUCGCCUCGCGCUGGAUUCACGAGCCCUCCGGCCGGGUCUACAACACCGACUUCAAUGCACCCAAAGUUCCCGGCAAGGACGAUGUCACCGGCGAGCCUCUGACACAGAGGGAAGACGACUCGAUCGACACGUGGAAACAGCGGCUCCACAAGUUCGAGGAAACAAGCAAGGCCCUGAUCGACCAUUACCGGCGAAAAGGCUGUCUAUGGCGAGUGGAGGGCAACACGAGCGACGAGAUCAGCCCUAGACUUUUUGCAGAGAUCGAGCGGAGAUUCUGUUGA
This is a messenger RNA of Aspergillus terreus NIH2624, 705 nucleotides long. Its product is annotated as adenylate kinase ADK2. The transcript is spliced from 2 exons. Gene Ontology annotation, cellular component: cytoplasm; mitochondrion. Gene Ontology annotation, biological process: nucleobase-containing compound metabolic process. Lineage: Eukaryota; Fungi; Ascomycota; Eurotiomycetes; Eurotiales; Aspergillaceae. The record is from RefSeq and is a predicted model, not a curated record. Gene Ontology annotation, molecular function: AMP kinase activity; ATP binding. Bases 1 to 705 code for a protein of 234 amino acids.